Messenger RNA from Seriola aureovittata, 1167 nucleotides. Its product is annotated as histone H2B 1/2-like. The coding region runs from base 19 to 390 and encodes 123 amino acids. The record is from RefSeq and is a predicted model, not a curated record. Gene Ontology annotation, molecular function: structural constituent of chromatin; protein heterodimerization activity; DNA binding. Gene Ontology annotation, cellular component: nucleosome. Lineage: Eukaryota; Metazoa; Chordata; Actinopteri; Carangiformes; Carangidae. The transcript has a single exon.
AAUCAUCGAUAUCUAAUCAUGCCUGACCCAGUGAAAGCACCGAAGAAGGGCUCCAAGAAAGCCGUCUCCAAGUCCGUGUCUAAGACCGGCAAGAAGAAGAGGAAGACCAGGAAGGAGAGCUACGCCAUCUACGUGUACAAGGUGCUGAAGCAGGUGCACCCCGACACCGGCAUCUCCUCCAAGGCCAUGAGCAUCAUGAACUCCUUCGUCAGCGACAUCUUCGAGCGCAUCGCCGGAGAGUCUUCCCGCCUGGCUCAGUACAACAAGCGCUCCACCAUCACCUCCAGGGAGAUCCAGACCGCCGUCCGCCUCCUGCUGCCCGGGGAGCUGGCCAAACACGCCGUGUCUGAGGGCACCAAGGCCGUCACCAAGUACACCAGCUCCAAGUAACCGGCUCCAAGUAACCGGCUCCAAGUAACCGGCUCCGAGGAACCGGCUCCGAGGAACCGGCUCCGAGUAAACAGCUGCUGGUACCGACUACAUAAAGGCCCUUUUCAGGGCCACACACUCAUUCAACUAAGAACAAUUCCUAAAAUAGACUUUGUCUCACCAAACAGUCCAAAUUAUUUACAAUGCAAUGGGUUUAUGACUUUUUAUUUUAUUUAAUUAUUUUUUAAAUUUAAAUUAUUUUAAAAUAAUGUUAUGCAAAUUUAGAUCUACCAGUUGUGUUUCUUGGUGAGUCCUUCACAUUACUAUAUUGUUAAAUAUAAUCCCAUUCUGUAUAAAGCUGUAUUUAUCCCAUGUUUAAGUCUGAAAUUUACUUAUUCCACUAUAAUCAAUUAAUGAUUUACUUUUUUUCCCCAUAGUAAAAACAUAAUGUCCCAACAACUGUCUGCUGACCUGGUCCUUUUCACUGUAAUUAAAUAUACUGGAUUAGCUCGUGAUGACACAGCUGCCUGAGAGAUUAUUAUUUGGGAAUUAUUAUAUAUGGUAUGGUAUUAUAUGUGGUUAACGUCACAGUUCCUUUACACAGGAUGAAGCUAUAAAAAGAAUGCCAGUUAAAAUAUAAUCCACGUACUCUUAUUAAAAUACAUACUCUUUUUUGUUCAGACAUGCAGGUGUACACAAAACACUGAAAAUCAUGACAAAGACAUCAAGUCUAAAAUAUGUGAUAUGUAAAAGUCUGGAAAAUCACAUGUCCAAUAAAUAAGCAAUGAACAAGCUGUA